AUGUCCGUCAAGACCGUAGGCUAUAUCGGCCUUGGGAAGGCUGGGGCGUCGAUGGCCGCCAAUAUACCACGAGCAGGGUUCAAGCUGGUCGUGCGUGACGCCGACUCUGCUCGCGAGAAGAAAUUCGCCGUAGAGAACCCCAAUACCACAGUGGCCGAGGAAGGAGUGUCGGGGUUUAUAGACUGCGAUGUCGUGGUGACAAUGUUACCACAAGGGAAGGUCGUGAGGGACGUUAUCUUGGGCGAGAAGGGAAUUGCUAAGGGUCUCAAGCCCGGUACCAUAAUUGUCGAUACCUCAUCCUCUUCGCCGUUUGACACGCAAAGCCUUGGAAAGGACCUGGAAGCCCAAGGAUUUCUAUUAGUUGACUCGCCCGUCACGCAAGCACAUCUCCACGACACAGACACCGGCGAUGCGACACUCAUGGUAGGUUCGAACUCUCAGGAAGCCAUUGAUAAAGUUUUGCCUGUACUUCAAGCCAUGGCGAAAUAUGUCUUCCAUAUGGGAAAGCUUGGAUCUGGGCAUGUGAUGAAGACGCUCAACAACUACACCAGUGCAGCCUCAAUUAUCGCACUUUCCGACGCACUUGUGACGGGGCAAAAGUUCGGCCUCGACCCAGUGCAAAUGAUCGACGUGCUCAAUGUCGGUACCGGCCGAAACUUCUCGACGUCGGAUAGCUAUGCUACAGACGCUUUACCAAGAAAAUACGCAUCGGGAUUUCAACUUGCCUUGUUGAUCAAGGACGUGGGGAUAUCCAAGGAGGUUUUUGAGAAGCUGGGAUUCGACACCGACAUGCCUGAUCUGAUUCUGAGGUACUUUAAGGAAGCUGCCACGAUCGUAGAGCCCGACGCGGAUCACACUGAAUUGCUCAAAAGUUGGGAGAAGAGAGCUGGGUUGGAGCUGAAGAGAGGAACUCCCGAUGGUUCGACAGUGACGGCGUCAAAAAAAUAA
Exophiala aquamarina CBS 119918 is the source of this 948-nucleotide messenger RNA. RefSeq lists its product as uncharacterized. NCBI's taxonomy places the organism in Eukaryota, Fungi, Ascomycota, Eurotiomycetes, Chaetothyriales, Herpotrichiellaceae. The transcript has 2 exons. Gene Ontology annotation, molecular function: oxidoreductase activity, acting on the CH-OH group of donors, NAD or NADP as acceptor; NADP binding; NAD binding. The record is from RefSeq and is a predicted model, not a curated record. Bases 1 to 948 code for a protein of 315 amino acids.